AAGUAAAAACAGACGGCGCAGUGGAGAGGGGGUAUAAAAGAACUUCCCCAAAUAUUAUUCCAAAAAUAGUAUGUCAGAUUUAGAAUGAUAAACCCUAUGACCCAAACAACAAAGAAGAAAUAGACCCAUCCUUAAACCCUAAUCCUCACAUUCAGCCUCCUCCUCCAUUUUCUCCACCUUCCUGAACUCCAACAAUGGCAGAAUCAAUAUCAAGAACUUACCCAGUAAAGCCUAAACUCAAACCCACUUCCUCAACUUCCUCACAACACCAAACCCCAGAAUCCAAAUACUGGAAAUCCUUCAAAACCCCCAAACAACAAUCCCCACAAUCCUUAGUUUCUUCCAUUACCUCCAUCACCUUUUCCCCUAUUUCUCCUCAUGAUUUUGCGGCUACCCAUUCCGCUACCCUCUCCAUUUUCUCCGGAAAAUCACUUGAACCCAAAACGACAAUCUCCUCCGCAUUUAAGGAUGUCGUUACGACUGCGUCGUAUCGUAGCGAUGGGAGGUUGAUUGCAGCUGGUGAUCUAUCGGGUUCCGUACAUGUUCUUGAUGUAAUGUCGCGUGUUGAGCUUAGGCGAUUGCGUGGACAUACACGGGCUGUUCGGGUUGUUAAUUACCCGAGGAUUGAUAAGCUGCAUUUGUUUAGUGGUGCGGAUGAUGGGGUUGUCAAGUAUUGGGAUGUUACUACGGAGGAGAAGAUUUGUGAUUUGUUGGGGCAUAAGGAUUAUGUGAGGUGUGGGGAUGUGUCCCCGGUGAGUGAUGAUAUGUUUGUUUCGGGGAGUUAUGAUCAUACGGUGAAGGUGUGGGAUGUGAGGGCGUUGAAUUCGGGGUAUGUGAUGGAGUUUGAUCAUGGGAAGCCGGUUGAGGAUGUGGUGUAUUUGCCUUCGGGUGGGUUAGUCGCGACGGCUGGUGGGAAUGCGGUGAAGAUUUGGGAUGUUCUUGGAGGUGGGAGGUUGGUUUAUGCGAUGGAGAGUCAUAACAAGACGGUUACGUCGAUUUGUGUGGGUAGAAUUGGGAAGGAGGGCGGUGAGGAAGCGCAGCAGUAUAGGAUUUUAAGUGUGGGGUUAGAUGGGUAUAUGAAAGUUUUUGAUUAUGGGAGGUUUAAGGUUACGCAUUCGAUGAGGUUUCCAAAUCCGUUAAUGUCUGUUGGGUUUUCGCCUGAUUGUUCUACGAGGGUGAUUGGGGCGUCGAAUGGGAUGUUGUAUAUUGGUAGGAGAAAGGUGAAGGGAAGUGAAAGUAUGGAACUUGGGGAUUUUGGUGGAUUUGGUCCGGUGGUGGAAGAGCCUCAGACGCGGGUGCUGAGGCCGUCUUAUUUUAGGUAUUUUCAGCGGGGGCAAAGUGAGAAGCCAUCCGAAUGGGAUUACUUGAUUAAGAAGCCGAAGAAGAUAAAGGUGACAGAACAUGAUAAGUUGUUGAAGAAAUUUAUGCAUAAGGAGGCUUUGUUAGCUGCUUUGAAUGGGAAGAAUCCGGAAAAUGUUGUAGCUGUUAUGGAGGAAUUGGUUGCUAGGAAGAAGUUGUUGAGAUGUGUGUCGAACUUGGAAAUUGAAGAACUUGGCUUGCUUUUGAAGUUUCUGCAGAGGUAUUCAACCAUGCCUAGAUUUUCAAGGUUUCUGAUGGGCUUGACAAAGAAAGUAGUCGAGAUGCGAGCUGAAGAUAUUAAAGCAUCAGAUGAACUGAGAGGUGACAUUAGAAAUCUUAAACGAGACGUGGAGGAGGAAAUAAGAUUGCAAUUGACAUUGCAACAGAUACAGGGCAUUGUUUCUCCUCUGCUCAAGAUUGCUGCACGGAGAUGAUAAUUGCUUAUUGUUGCCUAUCAGUUAUCCGGCUCUUCAUUUUGCUUUUCCGCAAUCAACAUUUUCCUACAAAAAGUUUUGCACAUCAGAUUGUAGUAUUCUCAAAAAGUUUUGUUCUUUUACAUAGGAUUGUUAUUUUUCGUUGAAGUUGUUAAAGUUUAUGUUUACAAUUAGGCUGAAUUGGAUUACUUUGUAUGAGUAUUUCUUUGAGCUUUAAUCUAAUCAGCUGCUCCUAAUUGGCACUAUUAGCUA
Molecule: messenger RNA, 2045 nt
Organism: Capsicum annuum
Lineage: Eukaryota; Viridiplantae; Streptophyta; Magnoliopsida; Solanales; Solanaceae
Product: protein SLOW WALKER 1
Exons: 1
Coding region: 195-1793 (532 amino acids)
Biological process (GO): rRNA processing; positive regulation of transcription by RNA polymerase I
Cellular component (GO): nucleolus
Molecular function (GO): protein binding
Source: RefSeq, a predicted model, not a curated record